This is a messenger RNA of Mesorhabditis spiculigera, 324 nucleotides long. NCBI's taxonomy places the organism in Eukaryota, Metazoa, Nematoda, Chromadorea, Rhabditida, Rhabditidae. The record is from the annotation of a GenBank genome assembly.
AUGGUGAAUAUCUGCGAGACAUGGUACUGGACGGAAUGUGAGGAGAAGUCGUGUUGUGAGAGCUACAAAUUUCGAAUGCUCAUUCUCCUCUUCACCGCCCUAAUUUUCCUGGCCGCCGUCCUGACGACAGUCGUUUGGAUGCUGUUUGAGAUGCGACCCGCGCGGAGACAAAAGUGGCGUGACGAUGCGACGCGAUUGCGGAAGCACGACGAGACCGACGACAAGAUUGCCCGCCAGAGCUUCGAGGAGACGAAAUAUUUGCGAAGAUACUCCGAGUUGAACCCUCAAGCGACGCGGCGGCACUCGUUCAAUGAAGAAGAGGAU